Messenger RNA from Porites evermanni, 15785 nucleotides. The record is from the annotation of a GenBank genome assembly. Lineage: Eukaryota; Metazoa; Cnidaria; Anthozoa; Scleractinia; Poritidae.
AGGCUAAACAUCGAUGGUCUUCUGGUAUACUUUCCAUACGACUAUAUUUAUCCAGAGCAGUACUCUUAUAUGAUGGAGUUGAAGAGAACUCUUGAUGCCAAGGUGAAGACCGAUUUCUGCAAGAUCCUUUGGCCUCACUGAUAUGUGUAACGUUCUAUCCUUUUGCAACACCUACAAUUUAAGAUCACAUGAAAGCUCGCCUAAUUAAUUUAUCAAAAAAGGUGUAUCAGCGAAUUAAUCUGCUUAUGCAAGCUUAAAAGCUAACAAUUUAAUACUUGUAGUACAAGAAAUCGCAUCGAGAUAUGCUGAUGAGUGGCUUUCCUUCGCAAUAAACAGCUGGUGUGUUAUGCUUACAUAGUUAAAAUUGCCGAAAACCCAAACUGUUAUUGUUGUAUAAUUGAAAAAGAAUGGAUUCCCUUUUUCAUGUGGCUCACGUCGGUUAUUGGACAGCUGCUGAUGGCAUGGUGAAAUACUGUAAAAUUCCGAAAAUAAGCCCCAGGGCUUAUAUUUUUCAAAGGCCCUUUUUGAGGGGCUUAUUUUUCGAGGGGCCUAUAUUCAGAGGGGCUUAUGUAUGGAGGGAAAUUUGUGUUUCAAAAUCGGUUGGGCUAGCUUGUAGUGGGAAGGAAAUUUACUAUUUUUGCUUUGUUUUUCUUUGUAUUCAAGGGCAAAUUCCAAGUACAAGCCCCCGGGGGGCUUAUAUUCGGAGGGGCGAUUUAACGGAGGGUUUUUUGCAUUACGAUUUUGGGGGGCUUAUAUUUGGAGGGGCUUAUACAUGAAGGGGCUUAUUUUCGGAAUUUUACGGUAGGUGUUUGUGACAGGAAAAAGGGGCCUUUUCCCUAAAAUCUUAACAGCAUAGACCUUGUCACAAUUUUGGAAGCCAUCUUGAUGAGUUGGCAACUGUGUAAGAAAUUAGUGUUUUUAUGAGCAUCUAAUUUCAAAUAAUUUCCAUAAAACGACUGUUCUGAUAAAAAUAUUAAUUGUAAACUAAAGCCACAUAGCAAAGGAUUCUACUAACAAAUUUUGGGGGCUGUAACUGUGCUUAGAUUUCUCCAGACACUUGCUUUAGAUUUUCCAUAUACUUUGUCUACAAUUUUUGCCAGGAAAAUUUAGUCGGCAGAAAGAAACAUUACGGACAAAUGUAUAGAAAAUUUUAAAAAGUGCUUCUAGCACAUUUAGCCGCAUGUAACUCCGUCAGUUUUUUUGCAAUAGAUUCAUUAGGAGUGAAGAUUAAUAUUUCAUAAUAAUUUUUUGUCAGAACAGCCGUUUUAUGGAAAUUAUUCGACAUUAGAUUCUCUUAAAAAAUCCUGUUAUUUUCAUGGAGUUGCCUACUCGUCAGGAUGGUUUCCAAAACUGUGACAAGGUCUAUUGUGGGAAGAGGUCCCAUGGGUGGUGAUAGGCCUCUGGUAACUGGCUUUUAUUGAAAUCCCUGAUCCACUAGGUCUAAUGAUCCUGUAAAAUUUGAUGAAUGAGCUAAAAUGGGUGCUUUCUUUAAAGUCGGCUCUCUUCUGGCCAACAAGUCACCCCUGUUGGAAAUGGGAUUGUUGUCAUACUCUUGUUACCCAUAAGCAAAGGCCCUUUUAUCUUCUUAGAUAGAUGGGUUAAAGUCAUUAACUUAAGUAGCAGUCCUUCAGCCUCAAGAAUAACUUUUGUCAGGCCCCGGUUUUCAAACGUUGAAUAGCGCUAUCCAACGUUUGAACAACCGAGGCCAGGACUACAAUUACCAUGACAUUUGAGUUUUCUCGGUUUAAAAACAUGUGAUAAUUUUACAUAUUGUAAGUUUACUAGGCAUAGUUUUAAUGCUUCUGAAACUUUCUCUAACACCUCUUGAUUGCAUGUGAUUUUCAUUUUCAGGGUCACUGUCUUCUGGAGAUGCCUUCUGGAACUGGCAAAACCAUAUCACUCCUGUCCUUGAUUGUUGCCUACAUUUUGGUAAUUAUAUAUGAUACAACUUGUUUAGCUGGCUCCCGGCUGAGGGGGGAGUGGUUACUUUGGAGUUAAAGUUACAGGGUUAAUCAGAAGAUUUUUGGGGUUUGAAAUUUCCCAUUGCAGGAUUUUCUUGGGUAGGAAAAUUUAGCAAGUAUUUUUGUGGUACCUUGAUGUACAGUGUAAGUAAGUAUUUUGGGGGUUAUUCAAAACCUUCUAGGUUUGGUAUAGUACAUGUAGUAUGCUUGGUAUGCCCUCAUUAUUACAACUGACUAUGCAAAAAUGAUGAAGUGAUUUCCAUAUAAUUUAAUGACAUUCAAAUCUGACCAUGCUUGCCUCCAGGCCAAACCUCUGGACCUGUCCAAACUCAUCUACUGCUCUCGCACCGUUCCAGAAUUAGAAAAGGUAAACAAACAAGUUUCAUUUUUUGGUAACAUUUUUACCAAUUAAUAAUUAUCAUUUAUUCCAUUUAAUUUAUAGUGUAUUAAGUAAUAAUGAACUGUGUCAGUGAUAUUACUUGGUAGAAGACAAAAGAGUAUUUUUGAACAUGGGUAAUGAGCUAAAAGUAGAAAGUAAAACUGUCAAAACCAAUUCGCAACCUGAGGCAAACAGGGAUGAUUUUAUUUACCUAAGAGACUUUAUUGUUUACUUUAUAACAGUUAUUAAUUUCUCUGUAGGUUUUAGAAGAGUUAAAAGUGCUUUUGGAGUAUUAUGAGAAAGAAACAGGACAGAGACCAAAGAUUUUAGGCUUAGGACUUAGCUCACGAAAAAAUCUGUGCAUCCACCCCGAGGUUUGCUUUGACUUUGCUUAACUUUAAAGGGUAGAUUGGCCCUUUGAUCUUUCUAGAAUGAUCAGAGGACCUCUUCUUGUUGGGUAGCUGCAUGUAACUGUCAGUUUUCAACCUUCAAAAAUCGCACAUAAGAUUGAUGCCCUCUUAGGGGUGGGGGAUGUCCCUAGUCUGAAAUUUAAAGCCAUUUGUUUUGCACUUUAAGAAGAAGGCCAUGUACUAGUCAGUAUUGUGCUAUUUUAUUUGCCCUUAUUUUUGUUGCAGGUACGAUUUCAUCUUAUCUUGAAAUAUCUAUUUUGUUGUUUGUCACCAAUAUUUUCAUCUGCCUUUGUUAUGUUGCUGUUCAGGCCCAUGUUGUUUGUCAAAAUAUCGCCCUAAAAAUGCCUCAAGACUGGGUUACUGCCAACUGUUGCCUCAAUACAUUUCCUAAAGAAGUAGAGCAGGUUGAUUGAGGUUGUUGAAAUAUUGGGCACUUUCAUUGUUUGUGAUUAUUUUAUAGUUCUUGUGACCCCUCUGUUUUAUAAAGCAAUGUUAAUUCAAGGAAUGAUGAUCACUCUUAGGGCUUAAAGUAUUAAAUGGUCAUGUCUAAAGCACUGACACCUAAAAUUAGCCAAUAAUUAUAUCCCAAUAUGCCAAUAGUUACCAUAAAAAUAUAUUGGCCAAUUUUGGUGAAAGAUAUUGACUGCUUGAUUUACCAAACUUCUCUACUAACAGUAUUCCUAUUUCUUAGGUUAUCGCUGAAAGAGAAGGCAAGAAAGUAGAUGGGAAGUGUUUGAGUUUAACAGCAUCUUACAUACGUUUAAGGCACAAAGAAGACAAGUCUGUUCCUGUUUGUUCAUUUUAUGAGGUACAAGUUUAAACUCUCUCCCUAAUGCUGCACCAUAAAGGAUUAUUGCCAUGAUAGAGAUGUGACUGUUAGUCCAAGUUUAACUGUAUAGUAAUACAGUGGAACUCUGUUAAUCAGUCACCAAUGGGCCAAAAAAAUUUGGCUGUAAUAACAAGGUGACCAUAUUAACGAACCUUUUUUUUACAAGAAAAUGUAUGGUCAUUUUGCCGGGCGGCCAAAAAAGUGGUCGUAAUAAUGAGGUGACUGUAAGGCAGGGUUCCAUUUUAUUAAUAAAGCAAGAAAUUAUUACUGUAGCUGUGAGUUCAUUAUUGUGGAGUAAAGUUAAGUGCUCUAGCCAAAGUGCAAAAUAAAAGGAUGAGCCCCUGGGAGUAAAAUAACGUUGCUCUUACUAAGCCAGUUCCAUAGGUUUUUGAAUUCCUUUCUUCUAAUUAUAUGGCAAUAAAAAGGCAGGGGGUAAAAAAAUUUGAAUUCCAGCUGGUCCUAUAGGUGAGCAGCUCACACAUUUUGCUUGCCUAGGGCACUUCUUAGUUAAUGAUUUAGUUGGAGGAUGACUUGACUGCACCCCUGUCCAUUCGGCAAGUGAUCUUUGAAAGUUAUUUGCCCAGCAAGAAAAUCUGCAGUACUCGUCCUGGACUACUCGACGGGACUUUUUUUAAGCCCCGCAAGGGAACAAUUUAAUUUUUGGAAAAUUUUGUAUUUGGCCAUUUACUUUGCUUCUUUGUUUGGACGAUCAUCACAGGUAUAGAAAUCUAUUUAUUGCAACCUUAUCAGUUGCAAGAAGGAAGACUGAAAAAAAAAAAACUGCAAAAGUUGGGUCUAACUGUAAUGAUCUCCUUUCAUUUAAUUCUUCACCCCACAGUUCCUAUAUUUCAUAUAUAUUACUCAUUGUUUCAUUUGUUUAGUUUUGUUGUUGUUUCUGUAUUACAGUCCUUUGAUGCCCAUGGGAAGGAAGAAAAACUUUCUCCUGGAGUCUAUAAUUUGGUAAGGAUAAAGCUCUGACACCAGUUGUUCAGUACCUGGAUGACGCUAUUCACUGGAGAAAUUUCUACCAUGUGGAUAAUGUUAAUAUUAUUACUUAUCUACUGGAUAGAAAUUGAUCUGCUGGAUAGCGCUAUCCAAUGUUUGAACUUCUGUGGCCUGAUGUUCCCUGUGAUAUUAAUACUUUCAAUGUGUAGAAAAUGGUUCUGAUUGUUAAUAAAGAGAAUUAUCUGUAUCAUUUUUCAUUAUAUAGUCUUUUAGCAUUUUGACUGUUAACUACUAGCAGCUAAAUGUACAUAAUAAUUAUUAAAAAAAAAAAGAUUGCAAUGAAUGAAAGGAGAAUCGUUGUGUAUUCUGGAAGUACCUUGAAAGUCCUUUUACAUGAAGAUGUACAAGUUUUCAUUAUGAUUGUCUAUUCUUUUUUGUUUAAAGGAUGACUUAAAAACAGUUGGCAGUAAGAAAGGGUGGUGUCCAUAUUUUCUUGCUAGACAUACUGUAAGUAUAUACUCCUGGGCUUCUUUAAUAGUACUGGUUAUUGUUUAGUUUGCCAUGAUUAUUGUUUGACGAUAUAUGGGAAUUUGUGACUUGGGACACAGGAAAAUGUCCAUUGUCUGUAUUAAGCAGGUUAACUUCACAUAAGAUAUGAGCUUUUGGUUGGGACAAAUGAAACUGUCUGUGAUGUACAGGUGUUGAUAUUAAAUGGGUGUCUGCAGCUAGAGCAGGGUUCCAAUGUAUAUGAAACAUGCACAGAUAAUAAUAUUGCAGGUGCACAUAUAACCUACACCAACUGAAGGGAUACUGAAAGAAUUAAAAAAAAAUAGAUAUGAUGGCACCACUCACAGCAUUAAUUAAUUAAAUAAGCCUUCCAGAAUUAUUUUAUUUUUAUUGGCCUUAACCUUGCUUUUUUUUCUAAUGCAUCAUUUCAGAUCUACCAUGCUAAUGUUGUUGUAUACAGCUACCAUUAUCUCCUGGAUCCUAAAAUAGCUGACCUGGUUUCUAAAGAAUUGGAAAAGACAUCUGUUGUUGUAUUUGAUGAGGCUCACAAUAUAGGUACAAACUGUUUCACAUUUGGUACCUCUGUAGCCUGGAUUCCCGACAGAGGUUUUAUGGUGUAAAAAAAGUUGGAAAAAUUUUCAACAGUAUAAUAAAGGUAGAUAGUUAUAGUCCAUCAAGUUGAAGGUUUGUUAAAUAACAUUCAGACAUGUUUAUGACUGAUUUGAACUCUGAGUUGUCCCGCUGCUUGGGCCAGAGUCACAAAUUUUCUCCAGCCCGAGAAGCUGCGAAGGAGACUAUCAUGCAAAAAAGGCCAGUUCUGAACUAAAUAAUAAGACCUUUUACUUAUAAAGAAGGCGCAUAUCUGUAGUAAACACAAAAAUUGUCCCAAAUUGUUGCAAAACCUGUUGCACAUCACAACAAAAUCGAUUUUUUAAAUCAGCACCAUUCUAGGUCGACUUUCAUCUUGGUGUUUGCUUGUAGGUGGAAGAUCAACCUAAUAGAUCGUAGCCACUGAGAAUUGGCCAUUAUGCCUGAGUUACAGAUCAUGUCGACUAAACGUAGCAUGUAAACCCUGGCAUUAGAAAUUUCUCUGAAAUUUAGACAAGUCAUGUGAGUUAGUCUUUCCUUAGUUCCGUAUCCAUUCUUGAAUACAUUUUUGUUGUCGUGUCCUCACUGUAAUUGCUUGCAUGUUGUUUGCCCGUUGUGAUUUGCAGAUAAUGUUUGCAUCGAAUCCAUGAGUGUGACAAUAUCACGAAGAACUCUGGACAGAAGUCAUGCUAAUGUUGAGUCACUGGCAAGAACUAUUAAGAAGUAAGGGUGAAAAUAUUGUGGCAAUGUGAUAAGAGAGCAACAGACGUAACAACUCCUGAUUUUGCCCUAGAACUUGCGUCUUGCUGUAGAUUGGUUGUUAGUACAGCAACUUUAAGAUGACCUUUGCUUUAGGGCCAAGACCAGUCAAGUCCCUUGUCACAGGACUAAGUAUCUUUGAUUUUGGAAAGGUUUCCCCAUCAUAGGGAGCUAGUGAAAACAAAUGAAUUUGAACAACGUGGACCAACCUAAGGUUUCUUCUUUAGGAAGACCGGGGGUAUUUAUAUCCUGUAUUACCCAGUAAUCUCGUGAGACAGCCAGGUGUACAAAUGAUUAUUUUUUAGCACUCUACAGAACCUUCUUCAAACAAUCCCCUCCUUGCGAGCACCCUGUUAAUGUAAUCAACUAUACCAUGCAGGAAGUUUUUUUUCCACCCACUUCCCAUCUUCUAUUUUCCACGUCUUGGAAAGCGAAUUUGCACUCCUCUCAUCGUUCAUGGGCGGGUGUACCAUGGUGUAGCGUAGUUUUAACGAAAAAUGAUGGAAAAAACGCUGGUGAUGGAGUCUCUUUAACGAGUAAUCAAUCAAAUCUGAGAAUGAGUGACUUAAUAUUAAUUCGUACAUAUGUGUGUGUUUUUUCUGUAAGUAUCAAAGAGAGAGAUGCUAACAGAUUGAGAGAAGAGUACAACAAACUUGUUCAAGGAUUGCGGGAUGCGAGUGCUGCAAGAGAAACAGACACAGUGUUAUCCAAUCCUGUAUUACCUGAUGAGAUCUUAGAAGAAACCGUACCUGGAAAUAUCAGACAAGCCGGACAUUUUGUGAAUUUUAUGAGAAGAUUUAUUGAAUACUUGAAGACACGUCUAAGAGUACAGCAUGUUGUACAGGAAACUCCACCGUCCUUUCUACAGCAUAUCCUUCAACAAGUGUGCAUUGAGAGGAAACCUCUAAGGUACUGUACAUCAGGCUUGGUUGUAAAAUUAUAUUUUUGGCAACUAUUUAUUAAGCUAAUUUUUUCAUUUAAACUACACCAAGGCUCUAUAAUUAUCUAAACUAAAAUUAAAUAGAUAUGAUCGUAGCUUAGAAACCUUUUACCCAGAUAAGAAAGCCUUCACCAUCUCAUUCCAUAAAAUCAAUGUAUCAUAUAUUUGUCUUUUUGUUAACGCUUUGAACAUUGAUUUUUGCCAUAAAUUUUCUCGUAUUAAAAGAAAACCGUGCGUGCUUUUGAAAAGCCUUUUCUACAUUUGGAUUAUUCUUCAAAGUUACUGAACUGCCUCAAAAAGGAAUGAGGAAACCAUUCAAUAAGCUAACCAACUAGCCUUCUUCUUCUUGUAUUUUCUUUUUCAGAUUCUGUGCAGAACGUUUAAGCUCUUUGUUGCACACUUUAGAACUCCCAGACGUUCAGGACUAUGGACCUCUUACAUUGAUUGCUAACUUUGCUACACUUGUCAGCACUUAUAACAAAGGUACAGCAGUGCUUUAAAUUACAUAUUUGAAAUGGAAUAUAACAAUAUGCGUCAAGCAACCUGAUAGGAAAACUCACUCAUUCAACUUCUUCAUCCUGGCUGGGACAUAGGAAAACUCAACGUGACCGAAAACUGGCCCUGACUCUUCGAAACAUCUGAAUUUUAAAUUGUUUUAAGGCGGUAAUUUUCUUUUAACCAAAUCAAUAGAUUUAAGUAGUUUGUUCUAAUACUUUCUCGUUGGGAAGCAAGGGUGGUGCAUUGGUGAGAGCACUCGCCUCCCACCACUGUGGACCGGGUUCAAAUCUCAGCAUCGACGCCAUAUGUGGGUUAAGUGUGUUGUUGGUUCUCUCCCUUGCUCCGAGAGGUUUUCUCUGGGUACUCCGGUUUUCUCCUCUCCUCAAAAACCAACAUUUCCAAAUUCCAAUUCGACCUGGAGUCAGAUAGACGAAGAAUCACCAUGUGGAUGUGCUACCUCUAAAUCUUUUUUUAAGGGCCUAUUAUAUUUUAUUUGGUCUGGCUUCCACAACUUUUAUUUACAGGUUGAUCAAUGUUCUGUGGUUGUUUAACUGACCUUGCAACUUCUCAUUUCUUAUCGUUAUUUUAUUGAAACAGGAUUCACCCUCAUCAUCGAACCUUUUGACGACAGAACACCAACCAUACCUAACCCAAUACUUCACUUCAGGUGAGCCUUUGCACUCGAAACAAUACUUAUCAACGGCGUUUUUAUCACUAUUCCUUUAGAAGGUUUUGAGGAACAUUUGCCAAUACACUACAUGUAUUGACCAAACAAAAUUUAUCGUUUCCGAUUGGCCAAGGGGAACGUCAUUACAGUCAACUCUUUCUGAGACGGACACCUUCGGGACCUGCAGUAUGUGUCCGUCUUAGAGAGAUGUCCGUCUUACAGAGAGUCAAAUAAAGGGAGUAAAGAAAGGCAGGGACCAACUCUGAGUGUCCGUCUUAUAGAGGUGUCCGUUAAGAGAGAGUAGACUGUACUAGUGCUAACUGUACUCGUUAGUAGGAGUCAUCAGUGAUUUCCGAACUUGACCGAAGUUUUUCGAAGACGUCCAAGCGGGAUGUUCGAUCUUGACCUCACGAAACUCCAGUGACGAUUUCCGUGGUGACGAGUUGACUCUCUCAAAGAAAUGCACAGAGGCAGUAACACUGGUGAUUUCACAAGUGCAAAGAGAUUGGGUUGGCAAAUCAGUGUUUAACAUGCCUUACCUUAAGUACAUUUUUAUAGGGCGUAACUGCUUUUUUUUCUUUGAAACAUACUCUAUUCCAGAAAAAAACAGUCCUAGAAAUAGGAUAAAUAUUUCCUAGUGUCUAAUAGCUCCAUUGUUUCUUUCAUUUUAGCUGUAUGGAUGCAUCUAUUGCUGUUAAACCUGUUUUUGACAGGUUCCAGUCGGUUGUUAUUACAUCAGGGGUAGGUUUGUUAGUCACUAACAUCCUGCUAUCAAACUUAGAAAUUUUUAAAGUCAAUCAUGAAUCUGGAUGUUGAUGCCUAAUUACAGCUGUGAAGUCUGAUUGAACUCAGGUUAGAAACUGAGAUGAGUAAACAUGCUAAGAGAAAACCAACAGUACUUAAAACCAGUAGAAACGUUGCAGCAAAUCUGCUAGCGUUUGUUCCCGCAGUGGCUUGACAUAACCCCUUUAAAAACGAACGUUGCUAACAUGAAAAAAAUGGGAGUGACUCCUCUUGUUCUGCUUUAUACAGAAACCUUUUCCAGGGAACUGGAAAAUAGACGACUAAAACUUCUGUGACGCCACAAAUAAUGCUUUGUGGGUACAAACGCUAGUAGGCAAGCUGCUUAGCCAGUGGUUGCCUUUGUACAGCCCUCAGCUAAUUGUCAGAGGGAGAGUUAGGUCUUGCAUCCUUAGUGUUAUACAAAUGUUAAUGAAACCUUCAUUGACGUCACCAUCAUCAUUAUCAUUGCAUCAUCAUUGUCAUCCUCGUUAUGACCGUCGUCAUUAUCAUUAACGUCGUCAUGUUCCAAUUUUCUGGCCGUGAUAAUAAAAUUUUUUUCAUGCAAGCUGUAGUUCAAUUCUUGUUGCAGUAAACAUACCUUUUGACUGCCUUAUUUACGUCGCUUUUUGUCCUUGCAGACCCUGUCGCCUAUAGAUAUGUACCCUAAGAUUCUGGAUUUUAGACCAGUUACUAUGGCAACAUUUACAAUGACACUAGCAAGGAUAUGUCUUUGUCCAAUGGUAAGUCAAUUCAGUAAGUCCUUUAAUAGCAGUUGGACAUGGAGCUUCGUGCUUACGGUUAAGACCCAUUUGCCGUUUGCUGUCGGUAAUCAUCCUCUCUUUUUCUCAACUUUAGCGUAUACCCCAAAUGGACUCGAGACUGACAGCUCUUUGCCUUCCAAACGAAGAUCACUCACAUUUACAGUGCUCACAGUGGGCUUUCAAUAAAUUGAAAUUCCGUUGAACACACCUCCAACAAUUCUCCAAAGUGGAACAUGACUGAAAAAGCGAUACAUUGGUGCAUAUUAUCCCUAAUGUGUCCGACAAGGGUAGCAAAGAUCAGUUUUUACUCACGCUUUUCGUGAACGUGAAAACCAAUCUCUUCUCGUGGAAAACGGCAAACGGCGAACUUAAAAAAUGACGAGAAAAAUUAUUCACGUGGUCAUCUUUGCCGUUUGCUGUCACGUGGUGCUUGAUCUCUCUAGCCCCCGGCCUAUCGGAUUUUAUCGGGCAAUGAAAACCUGAUCGCCCUUGUCAGAUAAACAAGUAAAUGGCCAGAAUAUUUAAUGUUGCAUACAACUUGACCAUUUUUGUUUGUUUGAGCAGAUUGUUGGUAGAGGAAAUGACCAAGUGGCCAUUACAACGAAGUUUGAAACCAGAGAUGAUAUGUGUGAGUAACGAAUUCUUCAAUGUUCUUUUGCCACGAAAUGAUGAAUUGAUUUGACACAAUUUACUGACCUUGCCUUCGUAAUAACCCACGCAUUUACCAUUUUCUCAAUUGUUUUCUAGCUGUAAUCCGUAACUAUGGCAACCUGUUGGCGGAGAUGUCUGCAGUGGUGCCUGAUGGGAUAGUCUGUUUCUUCACUAGUUACCAGUACAUGGUGAGACUGUAAAGCGUGGUAGUGAUAUUUAUAAGUUGCCUGCUCAAUUUAGGGAACUUCAGCAACCACGGUGGCAACAGCAACGGAAACGUUAAAAAUAUACAAUUUUUAUACGAACUCAAAUCCAGCCACAAUUUUGCGGCCGUCGCUGUGAUGUUACCUCGCAGUUUACCGCCAAUUUGUUUGAGGGAUUCAACAGUAAUCGGAUACAAAGUAUUCACUUUAGUUUUCGGAUUCAAAAUUCACGCAUGGAUGUGUAAAGGACGAAACGAAUCUGGUACCAAAGUAUUCUGGAUUCGUCACCACGAUUCUAGUAAAAAUCUCGUCUGGUGUAAACCCUCUAUUUGGAGGGAAAUGAAGGACUUCUUUGGCAUAGUAACAGCUGAAGUACCACAGACAACCCACGCAAGCUCACCGAGUGAACCUGAUGAGGGACGUGUACCAACACCGUUUCAUUUAUAUAGCGUGCAUGUUUCUGCCGUUCUUAAUCUUCAGUUUGCUGUUCUCUUUUUCAGGAAGCUGUCGUGUCUAUUUGGCAUGAUCAGGUAACUACUCAAAAGUCUUCACUGAAACAACCUUCAAAAAGAUCUGCCUCAAGCUACCAACAAGCUCUUUUUUUUUCUGUUCCUGUAUUUUUUCUUUUUUAAAGAAAACUGAGCAAUUUCAUUGUAAUUUGUAAUCACCUAUAGUCGGUAAUAAUGUAAUUUAGGUUUUGAACGUUGAAUAUUUUUGUACUUGGUUGAAUUUCACCGGUGCAUAAAUAAAGAUUACCUUACCUUACCUUACGAUCAACAACAGCCAUGCUCAAAGUUGUUUAGUGCACGGCCUUCUAUGGCCUUAGCGUUGACUGUACUUAAUGUUCCUUUAUGCCAUUUUCAGGGUAUUAUCAGCAACAUUCAAAGAAACAAACUGCUGUUUAUUGAAACUCAGGAUGCAGCGGAAACCAGCUUAGCUCUUCAUAAUUACCAAAAGGUACACUGUCACAAAAAAGCAAUGUUUGUCAUUUACUUUAUCAGGUAAUGUUGUGGUUGUUUGCUGCAUAGACAAAAUAGUUAACCAAUUCCAUUUUCAUCUUGUUUAUCUAGGCUUGUGAAAAUGGAAGAGGAGCCAUUUUGUUGUCUGUAGCUAGAGGAAAGGUCUCGGAAGGAAUUGAUUUUGGUAAUUUUAAUUUAAUAAUCAGUCUAACUUAUGAAAUUUACAUAUUUUUGAAUGUGAUUAAACGAAACUUGUUGUAUAAACACAUUCAAACAAAAUAACAGGCCACUGUUAGAAGAUAAUUUAAGACAAAAGUACCCCAGUUUUGGUUGCUUUAGCCAACUUUCAAACUAGCGAAGAAAAGCAGUGUCUGUUUGACGUCACUUCCGAAUUCCGAUAGAUUGCACAAGGCUCUAUCCCUUCGAGGGAUAUGAUAUUUUUGGCGGGAAGAGGAAUGCACUUUUUUUUAUUAAGGGCUUUUUCUUAGCCGAGGGUUAACUGUACUGUUCAGAUAAUGUUGAUUUAAAGUUCUCAAUAAAAAUUUUCCACAGAUCAUCAUUAUGGAAGAGCAGUUAUCAUGUUUGGAAUUCCAUACGUCUACACGCAAAGUAGGAUUUUAAAGGUAAACCAGAAUUUCUUCGAGUCAUCUACGCUGCAGUUUGUAAAAUAUUGGUUGUUUGUGAAAGUUCAAAACCUUGAAGUAGUAAGAUCCCAUGAUGAUCGAGUAGUCCGCGGAUACAGCCGUCUGUCCUCGCUGCUCGUCGCUAGGGAAGUUUCUCUCCCGCGAAACGUGUCGAGGAGGGACGGCUGUGUUCGCUGCUUAGGGUUCACAGUCUCUACCAAAAUCAGUUACAUUAUAUUAUUUUCUACAGGCGCGGCUUGAAUAUCUAAGAGACCAGUUUAACAUCAGAGAAAACGACUUUCUCACUUUUGAUGCCAUGAGGCAUGCGGCUCAGGUAAAUUUCUUAAAUUUUACUUUAUAACCCUCCAGUUUGAAAUUUCUGGAGAUCUCAUAAACGAUGUCACGUUGAAGGCGGUUUGCCGGCGAAUGGCAUUUCUUUCAAUCUAACAGACUAAUUUAAAGUUGUAAACUAAGCAAGCGAGCCUUUGAGUGGAAACUGGGGGUUGCUUUGUUUUGCUAGAAAUGUUAGUGUCAUUUAUAUGCAUAAGAGCAUGAUUCAAAUUGGAGAAAAAGUGAGGUUUCUCAGAUCAACUCUAGGUCACCUCCAGCCUUGCGCGCGGUUUCUAUUCGAGGCUAGGAUAUUAGGACUACAACUGCACAUUGGUUGGUUUUGACAAAUUGUGAAUCUGUUUUAAGGGUACACUCUGGCUUUCUUCCUUUAACGCACACUUAGGAACGUACGUGGCAUCCUCGGAGACCCAGGGGCAGAUAGUUGGGGAGAGGGAAAGUGUAAACGGGCGGAAAAAAUAUAUAUGGAACGAAGAAAAGUAAAGAACGGCGAGAAGAGCCCCUGGGGACAAUGUCUUACCAGACCAGUUCCAAACGGUCGCCGCCGUUCUGGCUUCUGAUUGGUGCCAGAAAAACACACGUUUUCUGGCACCAAUCAGAAGCCAGAACGGCGGCGACCGUUUGGAUGACCAGACCAUUCUGUAACAGGGGUCGGGCUCUUCUCGCCGUUCUUUACUUUUCUUCGUUCCAUAUAUAUUUUUCCGCCCGUUUAGACUUUCCCUCGUCCCCACUAUCUGCCCCUGGGUCUCCGAGGAUGCGUAGGUGGUUGAGUUAAAUUUUUGUAUAAAUUUCUAUUUCAUAAUUAAUUUUUUGUAGUGUGUUGGUCGAGCCAUACGGGGAAAAACUGAUUAUGGAAUCAUGGUGUUCGCUGACAAGGUAAUAAUUUGUUUUCUAGGGCCGAAUUGUUCGCAUGAAACAUAAUCUGCGUAACCCGCAGUGGGAUCGUUAGCGCGAACAAAGUUUUGGUAGAGGAGCUGCUAGGCCGUGCGAAGAAUGGGGAGGAGACGUUUUGAAAUCCGUGCAUUCGGCGCUUGCUUGACUGAGCAAAAACAAUUCGGCCAGCUACGCAGGUGGAACGAGACAUGUGAGUGAUUGUUGCUACGAAAACUCAUCUGAUCUGUUUACGGUUGACCCGCGUGGACUGACUAAAAUUAUGGAGGAACCAUGUCUGUGCAGUACCCAGGGAGGGUAUUCCAAAUUUCAAGUGACGGGGUUGAUUGAAAUGAGGCAAAAAUAAACACCCCCAAAAAAUCCCUAAACCAAAAAUUACCCCUCCCCCCCUCCCCCACAAAAAAAAAUCCCGUGCCGAAUUUCUGAGCCUUAAAAGUUUACAGAAAACAAAACAAGUUUGAUUGUACUUUAUUCGCGGAACUGCGUGAUCGGGAUACGCGGGCACUACCACGAAUCUUCACAUUGUUUUGAAUACCCAAAGAAUCCCUUCUUAAAUCAAGCCACCCAAAACAAUACCUGCCAAAUUUCCCUACCCAAAAAAAUCCCGGAAUCGAAAAUUUCAAACGCCAAAAAAUCCUUCGAUCAUCUUCGUCACUUGAAAUCCGGAGUACCCCCUGAGGUGCAGUGAUGGGGUAGAAGUUUAACCCAAUAAAUUUCCUUUUGUGGCCUUCAACUUUUCGUGUGUCGUCUUGUACGAAAAUGAAUGUUCCAUUCAGAAUAUGAGUGAAUGAGGGAAUGCGCGGAAGAAGGCAGAAGCACGUUCCGGCUCGUCCACAACUAUUUUGAGAUUCUGACUGUUUAUUAUUUCUUUUACAGAGAUUUUUUAAAGUUGACAAAAGAGGAAAGCUACCAAAAUGGAUCCAGGUAAAGGGCUGAUGAAAAUUAUUAAUAAAAGUUUGUUUUUAGUUGCUUUUCUGCCCAAGCAUUAACCUGGGUAGUUAGUUACACAUAGAGCGUCGUUGCAAACGUAGCUAUGAAUAGAACCCUUUGGUGUGACCAUUUGAAUGAAACUACUUUGUCAGUGCUUUAACAAAAUUUUUAUAGUUUAGUACAAACAAACUUUAGUUCAUUAUAUUUUGAGCACUUUUGAAAUCUGACGAGUUUUAUUGUUCUGGCUCGCAGGAAUACCUCAAAGAAGGCGUGUGUAAUCUUUCUAUUGAUGAAGCUGUCCAGGUAGGGACCUAUCGUAACUAGCUAUUAUUUUCUCUGUCAUUAUUGCUUUAUAAGUGUCAAAACAUUCAUCUGAAGUUGAUACCAAGCUUUCUUUUGUGGGCACCAAUCCUGUAGUUAGAAGAAUUCCGACUGAAUGGAACUUCUAUAAUAACAUUUCUGUGGCUUUUUCUUUUCUUAUCUAUACGUUUCUCUUUCGCAGAUCAGUAAGAGAUUCCUGAGGCAAAUGGCUCAACCUUUUGAUAAGGUAAAACUGAGUUGUUCAAUGUGAAAUCUUGAUGCCUUUUGUACGUGCAACGACAAAUUUGGAGCCGGAGUUUGAGAAAACUCUUACACGCCUGUAGGGCGUGUGAGCUUUGCGCGCUUUACGCGAAAUUUUUUCCGCCUUUUGUGCCGCACGAUCAGUCCUUAAGUCUUACUAAUUAUAAUAUACUAUUCGCUUGCGGCAAGAUAUACGUGUGGCCACGGCACGUGGUGGUAGUUCCCUUUGCUUCAUCAGUACAACAAAUCGUUUAGUUGGUUGUUGACAAUAGACCACACUUAAUCUCGUAGUCUCCUAUUACACUUGGCCAAACCAUCCAGGACAGAAAUGGUAUGAUUCUGAGAUAAAAGAACGGACUGUUUUGCAGUCAUAGCCUUUUAGCACUGAGUUCUUUUACCUAUGGGUUCAUGCUAAUAGUUUAUCAGUAUCUUUUAAACUGAAUUGUGAUUUUAGAGGGCCCUAGGAAGUGAAGGGAUAACUGUCUUAACAUUUUUUUUUCAGGAGGAUCAGCUGGGCUUGUCACUUCUUACCGUUGAGCAAGUUGAGUCGGAAGAGUUUCAAAAAAGAAUUUUGCAGUCAGCAGUUGCUUGA